GCCGUCACUGUCGCCGCAGUCGCCUGCGUUGUCGUUGCGUAUCGACCCUUCUGCCGCUUCCUCUCCUGGAUAUUUCCGGAGGAGGCAUGGUCGCCAGGGGUGGGUGUGAAGCUCGCAGUAGCCUAUAGGUGGCCAAUUAUCGCGGCUUCCGUGCUGUACCUCCCCGCCGUCUAUGCGUUGCAACGCUACAUGAGGGAUCGCCCUGCCUAUUCGCUGCGAUACGUCGCACUUCUUUGGAACGCCAGUCUCUCUUUGCUGUCGCUCUUGGGAUUUCUGACCGUCCUGAUCCAGCAGCCUUCCAUGCUCCUCACGAGCAUCAAUCCCGAAAGACUCUUCUCGCCUCCGGUGAGGGCUGUGAUCGCGCUCUUCACGCUCACCAAAGCCGUAGAGUUCGGGGAUACGUUCCUGCUCGUGCUGAAGAAGAAGCCGCUCUCGUUUCUGCACCUCUAUCACCACCUCACAGUCACGCUCUACUGCUGGCACGCCCAAAAGAUCAACGCCGACUUCGCCCACGGCUUCGCGACCAUGAAUCUUGGCGUGCAUGCGCUCAUGUAUCUGUACUUUGGACUUGCUUGCUGCGUAUCGGUGCCUAGAGGAGGCGCAGCGGCAAGCAGCAGUCCUAUAGUUAAGGGAACCUUGCACAAGGUGUUGCAGAAGUCACGACCGGUGAUUACGCAGCUGCAGAUCGCACAAAUGCUAGUUGGUAUCUACCUGGCGCUGCAAGGCGCCUUGUACCUCCAGGAUGCCCAGCAGGUAGCAAAUGCCAAGGUGGCUAUUGGCAUGUAUGCGUCUUACGCCGUCCUCUUCAUGAGGCUCUACUGCAGCAGCUACUUGCCGCAUUUCAGCAGCAACAGAGUCUUGCUGCUGCUGCUGCUGCACGCGGUUGCUGCCGUCGGAGUGUACAAAAUCUGCUGCACUACCAACAAGCUCAUGGUGCUCGCCCACGUCGCUGCGGCGGCAGCAGUGUCUCUGGCGCUGACGUCGCUCAGCAGCAGCAAGAAGCACAGCGGCAGCAGAUGGCUGCCGCUGUUGCUCGCUUUCAACUGGCUGUGUGGUCUUGCACAGGCUGUGCAGAAGGGCGAAGGCAAAGCGCAGAAACAGCCCGCCGCGGAUAAUAAUAAUCGUGUUGCUGCUGCAGAUGCUGCUGCAGAUGCUGCUGCUUCCGCCGCAAAGGCGGGUGUAGAUACAGCCGCGCCGACGCCAACUCCUCCAGGGAGGAACGCCGUGUCUCCGAACAGCCCGCCAGCCCGCUGCCCCUCCGUGACUUCGACUGCCGCUGAAACUGCCACCAUGGCUUCCCUCAUUAGCAGCGGCGAUGACUUCGACCAAACGUCGAGUCCGAUGACGUCGAAGUUUGCCGACGCCGUCGCUCCUUGCGCACUUCCAGCGACAGCAGCCGCUGCAGCGAAGCUGCGGGGUGGACGGUCAAGGGGGGGAGAGGCGCUCACGAUGCGUUCCUCCUCCCCCCCUGCGAGCAUGCAAGCCGCGGAGCCACGCAGCUCGGGAGUUCUCUAUCAGCUGAUCAAGAAAGAGCCGAUCCACUUGAGCUGGCUCGAGCUCGCGGCUGCAGCCGCUGGCGCAGGCUUUCCCGCGGUGUAUGGCUACCUCGCUAACGGCGACUGGGGAUUGGGGCUGUGCGUGUUUGGCGCCCUUCGAUGGGCUCUCGAGUUGCAUGCGGCAGAAAGAAUACCGCUUCACACUUAG
This is a messenger RNA of Cyclospora cayetanensis, 1704 nucleotides long. RefSeq lists its product as uncharacterized. The coding region runs from base 190 to 1704 and encodes 504 amino acids. The transcript has a single exon. Gene Ontology annotation, cellular component: endoplasmic reticulum membrane. The record is from RefSeq and is a predicted model, not a curated record. Lineage: Eukaryota; Apicomplexa; Conoidasida; Eucoccidiorida; Eimeriidae. Gene Ontology annotation, biological process: fatty acid elongation, polyunsaturated fatty acid; fatty acid elongation, monounsaturated fatty acid; sphingolipid biosynthetic process. Gene Ontology annotation, molecular function: fatty acid elongase activity.